Enterobius vermicularis (human pinworm) is the source of this 282-nucleotide messenger RNA. Lineage: Eukaryota; Metazoa; Nematoda; Chromadorea; Rhabditida; Oxyuridae. The record is from the annotation of a GenBank genome assembly.
AUGAAGGAAAAUAAGUGUGCGAUUUGGUAUGAAAUGGCCCUUAUAUAUAUACUUUUUGAGGCCUUUCGUGCUCUGAACGGUUUUUAUAACUAUGCUGGGGCCAGACAGAAGCAUGGUCCCCGGCAGUCAUUCGAUGGGGCACCUUUCGUCCAAGUGUUCAAGCGAAUAGCACAGUUGUCUUUUAACGCUCUAGCUCGCAUUAUAGCUCGUGAAUUAUCUGGUCGCGCUUAUUCAUUACCAUCGCGUUUGAAGGAGCAGAUUAUGAGUGACCAAACAGUGUGA